GCACCUCCUCCUCCGUGGGCAGGACAACAACUGCGCUGUCUUCUUUACAGAAGUACACGGGUUACCGGGAACCUCACGUCUUCACGAGUCACUACGCCCGUUUCAAGGUGCUACCCGACACCCAUGCGAGUCCUGAGGAAGCUGUUACCCCAAUCCUGCAGAAUAUUAAAGCAAUAAUGCCUCUAGAGAAAGGAGUUUCUGCCUCAGAUGAGACUUCAUCUCCUGAAGAGACAUCACUGCCCCUGAGGAGAGUAAUGCAUUGUGACAGAGAUUUGAUUGCUCAUGAAAGGAGUGAGUGGUCGUAUUACAACAAACCUGCCACACUCGUUGUCAUUGGAGGACUGGUCUUUUUGUGUGGAAUUAUUCUUACAAUUUUCCAUUUCACUAAAUUUGCGGAUGUUCCCUAUGCCCUUGGCCCUGUAUGCCUCUCAAUAGGACUGAUGUUUUUGGUCACUGGACUUGUGUGGUUACCAAUUAUAAAACAGAAAGUAAGACACAAAGUAUUGCUGAAAAAGAUGUAUGCAAGACGAGCCAGGAAUGCAUGAGACUUGUAUUUUAAGGAUUAUGGACACAUUUUAAAUUGUCACACACUCUUUACUAUACGACAAGCUACAUUCACAUAUGGUUCAACGUGUUCUUGCCUGAAAUACUACACAAGAUACCAAUAUAGCCUGUAAUGCAAUUGGCAUGUAGGUCUAAUGAAUUCUAAAGCACAUAGACAUGGUUUGCUUAAUAAAAUUAUUUAAAGCAACUGAAAUGCCUGGCACUGUACACAGAUUUGGUAAUCAGCAAGUUUUUAUUUGGUUGGAGUCUUUGUAUUUUCACUGCAUGAAUAUAAUGUCAUACUGAGAUGAAUUAUGUGGACAAAGUAUUUUGCCUUUACUAAGCCCAGUCCUUCAAAUAUGCAUCCUUGAACACUUUGAAAGAUUAAUGUGGAUUCCAGAUUCCCUUCAUAAAUGCCUAACAGACCAGAACGGAAUUCCUUAAACUGGCACACAUGCAUAACAUAGCUGACUUAGGAAAGGAAGGCAGAGGCAGGAAGAACAUGGGAACUAAGGCAAAAAAAUGAUUAUCGCUAAGCAAAAUAUGACUGGUGGCUGUCAGCUUUAAAAGCAGGAAAAUAUGAAUGUGUCUAAAUGGCAAAAAAAAGAAACAUAGCAAACAUUAAAAGUGAUGCAUAUUCUAUAUAAUUCAAAGAAAAGUAUAUACUGUUGACCUACAACCAGUCAUGAAAAUGUAGAGAGCAGACCUACCUACUAGUACCAUCAGCAACCCUCAAGUUUGAGCUUAAAUAACUUUUUCAUCAAAGCUAUUGGCAUUGUUUUAUCACAUUAUGUAGACCAUAAUUAAUUUCUCAGCUGGGGUGCCCUCUUUAUGUAGUUUGUAUGUACUCUCAGCGCUUGCAUGGAUUUCCACCAGGGUGUCCAGUAAUCCUCCCAUGGGGUUGGGAGUUGGCAUAAUGGUUAAAGUGUUUACCUGUCAGACACAAGUACAGGGUUUGAUUCUGACAAUUGAAAGGGAAAUUGUCUAGGCUUAAAAUGGCCUGCAAGGCAGAUAACCUAUCACUUGCCUCUGUGCCUGUGAACCAGUGAACCUAAGACUUGUUGGUAAGGCUGAUUGACAGCAGUACCUUAACUCUAGUGCAUGUGUGUGCUCAGCAGAGUGUCACCUCAUCAGGUACUAAUUUUUAUAUAGUACACAUUGCUUGCCAUAAUAAACUGUGAUCCUCACAAUGCAGAUCUGGAUAAAAGCGGGUAUAAGAAAAGAUAUAAUGGAUGGAAAUAUCGAGUAUGUACAAAGUAUGUAUUAACAAUGCAUACAA
Protopterus annectens (West African lungfish) is the source of this 1822-nucleotide messenger RNA. It is a transcript of the gene PIRT, whose product is annotated as phosphoinositide interacting regulator of transient receptor potential channels. The record is from RefSeq and is a predicted model, not a curated record. Lineage: Eukaryota; Metazoa; Chordata; Ceratodontiformes; Protopteridae. The coding region runs from base 177 to 545 and encodes 122 amino acids. The transcript is spliced from 2 exons.